GAUCAUUUUCACUUGAUAUGGCGAUACGUGGAGGAGACGACGGAGAAAGAGCCGGUGACGAUCGUUCCCUCAAGAGAAAACGAAUUCCUUCUCAAGUUGAAGAGAGCGAAGAUGUUACUGCAACGAGAAUGGCGACUAUUGGUGGUAAUGAUUUCGAGGAUGUGAUCACAGAGGCACAAUCGGGAACUCCAAAAUCUACUCAAUCGUUGAAGCUACAGAGUUCAGAUGUUCUUGAUUGUCCUAUUUGUUACGAGCCGCUCAAGAGACCAAUCUAUCAGUGUAAUAACGGGCAUUUAGCUUGUUCAUCGUGCUGCAAGAAAAUGAACAAGAGAUGCUCGUUCUGUCAAUCGCCUAUCGGGGAUAUACGAUGCAGAGCAAUGGAGAAGGUUAUUGAAUCAACUAAAGUUUCAUGUCUAUAUGCGAAAUACGGGUGUAAAGAAACCACCGUGUAUGGGAUUGAAUCAACAAGCCAUGAGAAGCUUUGUUUUUUCGCCCCAUGUUCUUGCCCUAUACUAUACUGCAACUAUGUUGGCUCUUACACGGAUCUCAAAAGCCAUGCUCAUGCUGCACACUCUUGGGACGAGGAUGAUCUCAUCAUGUUUGUGUUUGAUCGUCCUUUAAUCUUUAGCAUGGACCUUGGUAAGAAGAAGGUUGUUUUUCAGGAAGAGAAUGAGGGUGAUUUGCUUGUAGUUCAGGCUUUCAAAGGAUCCGAGGGUGUGUCUGUGACUGUGAGCUGUAUUGCACCUAUGGCUUCGGAAGCACUCAACCUCUCAUGUAGUCUGGCUAAAAUCAACCAGUACACUACACUAAGACUUGGAUUAAUGGUGAAGAAAAUUCAGAAAGUGAGUGAGCAAAUGGAGUUUGAAGAUGGCUUCAUGUUUAUUCCGUCUUAUAUGGUUAGUGGUGAUCACUUGAAGAUGCAAAUUUGCAUCGGCAGUGAGUAUAAAUACAUUCACAUCUAAGAAUAUAUGAAAAGUUCUCUUAAAUCUUUUUGCUACAAGUAUUUUUGAAGUUAGGUUGUUGGAUCAUAAAAACCUUUCUCUAAUGGUAAGCUUUUGGUUUCUCUUGUUUUC
This is a messenger RNA of Arabidopsis lyrata subsp. lyrata, 1073 nucleotides long. RefSeq names its product E3 ubiquitin-protein ligase SINA-like 5. The record is from RefSeq and is a predicted model, not a curated record. Lineage: Eukaryota; Viridiplantae; Streptophyta; Magnoliopsida; Brassicales; Brassicaceae. Gene Ontology annotation, molecular function: zinc ion binding. Bases 18 to 962 code for a protein of 314 amino acids. The transcript is spliced from 2 exons.